AAACGAUUGGCGGGCAGCUCUAUCUCCGUCUCCAGACGAGGCGCUGCCGCAAGGAGCCCGUGUUCAACCCUGAUGGCGGCAGCAUACAACACAGGAACCGCGGACCUAGUCGACUUCAACUGGGACACUCUUGGGUUUCAGCCGGUGCCGACGGACUUUAUGUACAUAAUGAGUUGUUCGUCAGACGGGGUGUUCACCAACGGUGAAUUGGUUCCGUAUGGGCCAAUCGAGCUGAGCCCAGCUGCCGGGGUGUUAAAUUAUGGCCAGGGAUUGCUCGAAGGUCUUAGAGCACAUAGAAAAGAGGAUGGUUCGGUUCUUCUUUUUCGCCCAGAGGAAAAUGCAUUGCGGAUGAGGAUAGGUGCAGAUCGGCUAUGCAUGCCUGCACCAAGUGUUGAGCAGUUCCUAUCAGGUGUCAAGCAAACUGUAUUGGCAAACAAGCGUUGGGUACCUCCAACUGGCAAAGGUUCUUUAUACAUCAGACCGCUGCUGAUUGGAAGUGGGGCAAUCCUAGGUGUCGCACCUGCCCCGCAGUACACGUUUGUCGUGUAUGUUUGCCCCGUUGGUCACUAUUUUAAGGAUGGCCUAUCUCCCAUUAGCUUAUUGACUGAGGAACAAUAUCACCGCGCUGCACCUGGUGGAACUGGUGAUAUCAAGACCAUUGGAAAUUAUGCUACGGUUGUUAGUGCUCAGAAAAGAGCCAAGGACAAAGGUCAUUCGGAUGUUCUUUACUUGGAUCCGGUGCACAAAAAGUUUGUGGAAGAAGUUUCUUCCUGUAAUAUAUUCAUGGUGAAGGAUAAUGUUAUUAUUACUCCCCUGUUGACGGGAACAAUUCUGCCUGGAAUCACAAGAAAAAGUAUAAUUGAAAUAGCUGGAAAGCUUGGAUUUCAGGUUGAAGAACGCCUUAUUGAGAUAGAUGAGUUACUUGAUGCUGAUGAAGUCUUUUGCACGGGGACUGCUGUUGUACUAUCACCUGUUGGCUGCAUUGUGUACCGUGGAAGAAGAGUGGAGUAUGGGAACGGCAAGGUCGGAGCUGUGUCCCAGCAACUAUAUUCGGCGCUUACAGCUAUUCAGAAGGGCCUCGCAGAGGACAGUAUGGGAUGGAGCGUGCAACUGAGUUAGCAGCUUUAUCAUCUCGCUGAACUCGGCGCCAGACAGUCCUCUAUAUUUUAUCCAGCAGCAAACUAAUGCAAAUCACCAAAACUUUCUCACCAGGAAUUUCGCAGUGUGCAGAAUAGAAUAAAGCCUUGUGCAGAGAGCAGAUACACAAACAUAGAAUAACGGGUGGGUCUGAGUCUGAAGAUAAAGAAACUGCUAUCGUUUCUUCCCAAUCGUGGGAUUGACCAUG
Lolium rigidum is the source of this 1345-nucleotide messenger RNA. Its product is annotated as branched-chain amino acid aminotransferase 2, chloroplastic-like. Gene Ontology annotation, cellular component: chloroplast. Gene Ontology annotation, biological process: branched-chain amino acid metabolic process. Gene Ontology annotation, molecular function: branched-chain-amino-acid:2-oxoglutarate transaminase activity. The record is from RefSeq and is a predicted model, not a curated record. The transcript is spliced from 9 exons. The coding region runs from base 73 to 1119 and encodes 348 amino acids. Lineage: Eukaryota; Viridiplantae; Streptophyta; Magnoliopsida; Poales; Poaceae.